This is a messenger RNA of Cetraspora pellucida, 4054 nucleotides long. NCBI's taxonomy places the organism in Eukaryota, Fungi, Glomeromycota, Glomeromycetes, Diversisporales, Gigasporaceae. The record is from the annotation of a GenBank genome assembly.
UGCUGAAACUACUAAAGAGGAAAAUGUAGCAGCUGUGACCGUAUCUACCGAAGAUUCCAAACCACCAGCGUCAGAGAUACCACAAACAUCUGAGGAUCCACCGGAAGCCGCGAUUGAUGACUCAAAAAAGGACAAAAAGAAAAAAAAAAACAAAUCAACAAAAGAGGAAGAAAAAAAGGCACCAACAAAAAAGAAACCACCAAUUGCGGCUAUUCGUGCACAACUAGAGGCUCAGCGUAUCGCUGAGGAAGAAAGACUACGGCAAGAGCAGGAAGAACAAAAGCGAAUUGAGGGUAAUCAUUAUAACGAAAAGAAAGAACGGCUUAAAAAGGAGGGUAAAUAUUUAAACGCUGCUCAAAAGGCAAAGCAGCAACAAGCCCAAAGGCGGUUGCAGCAGAUGAUAGAAUCUGGGUAUAAGGUAGAGGGUCUUGAUAAGGACGGUGAACAAAAAACAAAAAAAGUAAUUUACUCUAAUAAGAAAAAGGGCCAAACAAAACAAAUUUCUGAUAAAACUGAGGUGGAUGUCUCAAAGCUAUCAGUGGGCAAUAGCUCAGGAACUCUAGAAAAUAUAGAAGUUGAAAAAAAAAUUGACACUAAUAAUGACACAAAAGAAGAAAACGAGGAAAUAGAAAACAAAUCCAUCGAAAUAAAAGAUAAUAUCAGAGAACAAUGGGAUGAGUCAUCAUCAGAUGAAGUAGACGAUGGGACAUCAGAUUAUGAAAAGAUCCCAACAAAUGAUGUCACUUCAAUUGAAAUCCCACCGGUGGCUCCUACAAAAGUUGAUACGUCCAAAAAGCAGGAGCCAACAGAGGAUGUCAAUACAGAUUCGACGCAAAAAACUAUACCAGCCAAAUUUCCCACGAAACAAGAGCCAGCGUCCGCGUCAGUUAAGGAUGCAAAGUCAAAAGCUGAAUCUGAGAGUGAGUCAGAUGAACCUGAAUCAGAAGAUAAUGAUGAGGAUAGCGAUGAAGACUCUGACAAUGAAAAAAUGACAGAACAUCAAAAACAAAGAAACAAACAAAAGGUUGAGGCUGCGGAACGCCGAAAGAAACGAUAUGAAGAGGCACUCGCCAAUAGAUCUAAAGACGAUUUGAGAUCGCCAAUCUGCUGUAUCUUAGGACAUUGCUUUGGAAAGGGUACUCCUGUUUUAAUGUAUGAUGGACGAAUCAAAGCUGUUGAAACAAUUAAAGAAGGUGAUCAAGUGAUGGGAGAUGAUAGUACACCUCGCAAUGUUAGUGGCGUCACCAGUGGCAAAGGUGUUCUUUACAAAAUAGUACCAAUAAACUGUAGAUUUGCUCAGCCUUUUGUGUGCAAUGAUGCACAUAUCCUUGUUCUUCAGAUGAUGUCGGGACCAUCCUUGCAAUCUCAAUGUAGCAAGGAUGGAAAAGCAUUAUUUAGGCUCGUUUACUUUACACAUGAUAGUGUCACAAAUUUGAUACAAAAAAAAGUCAAACUUUAUCCGUUUCGAAGUACGGACUAUUCUACUAUCAAUAGUGCUAAGCAAAUUGCCAUUCGCGAUUUGGAAUUACUUAAUAGGGUUGAAAAACUCAAUUUGGAUGACUCGAAUUCCCGCAUUUCUACCGUGAGACCAGGCUUCAUAUGGCAACCAACCGUUACCCAAUUUUUAAAUUGUGAUCCUGAAGUGCAGUCUCAAGCCAAAAUGUUUAUUCCAGGAAAAGUUCGAUUUCCGAGUCAAGAGGGUGCGUUUGGCAAAAUCGUUGAGAGUAUGGUCGAUAUACCUUCUUCUCCUGCUAUUAUUAAAUUAUGUGCGUGGUUAGUUGGCUUUUGGAUUGGCACGAAUAUAGUUAAUAAACACAGAAAGUGUCAUUUUUCAGACCAUGGCAGAGAAAUUAUGUCAGUUUAUAGAAUAUCAUAUUCUGAAUAUAAAGCUGCAAACCGCAAUUUAUUAUUCCGCCUUUUGCAAGAACUUGACAUCUUUAUAUACAAAGACAUUCCUGACAUCAUGAUGCUCGAUGAUAUUAUGCAAGUUCGUCUUCCUUUACUUUCAGGUAUUAUUUGUAGUUUUGGAGAGUCACAAGAUAAAAUUGCUAGGAUGGUAAAAAAAGAUGACCCUAUAAUACGAAAAUUCGUCCGCCUUUCCCGUUCAUGUGGUUUCGCGUUAUUCUCUUAUGAUUCGGUCUCUGGAACGGAUAGAAAGGGGGUUACAAGGUCACAAAAGAAAGAACAGUAUUGGAGAUUUGAAGUUGAAGAAAUUGGAAUAGGUGACUAUUAUGGCUUCGUAGUGGAUGGAAAUCACCGCUUUUUAUUGGGUGAUUUCACUGUAACGCAUAAUACAAAAUUGUUAGAUAAAGUCCGCCAAACGAAUGUCCAAGAAGGUGAAGCUGGAGGUAUUACACAACAAAUUGGUGCCACCUAUUUUCCCAUGGAAACUAUUAAAACAAAAACAGCACCGCUUAAUAAGGAUGGAAAGCAGCAAUACAAACUCCCAGGAUUAUUGAUUAUUGAUACUCCUGGCCACGAGUCUUUUACUAAUUUACGUUCAAGAGGAUCUUCCUUAUGUAAUAUUGCCAUACUGGUAGUCGAUAUAAUGCAUGGGCUAGAACCGCAAACAUUAGAAUCUAUAAGAUUACUGCGAGAUCGUAAAACCCCAUUCAUUGUAGCUCUUAAUAAGAUCGACCGUAUAUACGAUUGGAACCCUAUACCAGAUAAUGCUUUUCAGGAUUCUCUUGAGAAGCAAAGUGCAACUGUCAAACGCGAAUUUCUGGACCGAGUUGAACAAACUAUCCUAGCUUUCGCAGAACAGGGAUUAAAUUCUUGUCUUUACUAUGAGAAUAAGAAUUUUGCUAAAAAUGUUUCACUUGUCCCGACAUCCGCUAUUACUGGAGAGGGAAUUCCUGAUAUGCUCAUGCUAUUAGUAAACCUAACGCAAACCAGGAUGAGCGAUAAAUUAAUGUACUUGUCUGAAUUGGAGUGCACAGUUUUGGAAGUUAAAGUAAUUGAAGGUCUUGGUAUGACCAUCGAUGUUGUUCUUUCCAACGGCGUUUUAAAUGAGGGUGAUAAAAUUGUUCUCUGUGGUCUCAAUGGGCCUAUCGUAACAACCAUUCGUGCAUUGCUGACACCACAGCCAUUGAGAGAACUUCGUGUUAAGUCAGCAUAUGUACAUCAUAAAAGUGUGAAAGCUGCUCUCGGUGUAAAAAUUUCAGCACAAGAUCUUGAGAAGGCAGUCGCGGGUUCUCGACUUUUGGUUUGUGGACCUGAUGAUGAUGAAGACGAACUCAAGGAAGAAGUCAUGUCUGAUCUAACGAGCUUGUUGAACUCUGUUGAUAAGUCAGGCAGAGGUGUAUGUGUGCAAGCAUCUACUUUAGGUUCUCUAGAAGCACUUUUGGAAUUCUUGAAAGUAUCGAAGAUUCCAGUAUCGGGUAUAAACAUUGGCCCCGUACAUAAAAAAGAUAUUAUGCGUGCAGCUACUAUGCUAGAGAAGGUUAGGGAGCUUGCUGUUAUUUUGUGCUUUGAUGUUAAAGUUGAAAAAGAAGCACAAGAAUUAGCAAAAGAGCUUGGAAUCAAAAUUUUUGAAGCAGAUAUUAUUUAUCAUUUGUUUGAUCAAUUUACAGCGUACAACAAGGAUAUUGUAGAGCAAAGGAGGAAAGAUCAAGCGCCCCAGGCAGUUUUUCCUUGUGUUCUUAAAAUUGUACCUAGCGCCAUCUUUAAUAAAAGAGACCCUAUAAUCCUAGGUGUUGAUGUUGUUGAAGGUGUUUUAAGAACCGGGACUCCCAUAUGUGUUGUUAAAACCGACCCUGCAACUAAGACCCGAGAAAUUAUAAGCCUUGGUAAAGUCGCAAGCAUGGAACAGAAUCACAAAGCAGUGGAUAUUAUUAAAAAAGGUCGAUCUGGUGCUGGUGUUGCAAUUAAAUUGGAGUGUCCAGGGUAUGAAACUCCAAAGCUGUUUGGAAGGCAUUUCACCGAAAGUGACGAGUUAUAUAGUAGAAUUUCACGUCAAUCUAUUAAUGUGUUAAAGGAAUCAUUUCGAAAUGAUUUAAGCAACGAAGAAUGGGCUUUAGUAGUCAAGCUGAAAAAGAUUUUAGGCAUUGAUUAG